AUGGCCCAGUGUGUUCGUGUGUGUGCGCUGUGCUGGACCCUCACGGUGCUGGCAGCUCCUCUGGAGAACAUGAACUCCACUGACGGGCGGUAUAAACACCCGGAGCCCCCACGGGCCAUCCUGCAGAGGCAGAAGCGCAGCUGGGUCUGGAACCAGUUCUUCGUGCUGGAGGAACACACCGGCACAGACCCGCUGUACGUCGGCAAGCUGCACUCGGAUGUGGAUUCUGGCGAUGGGAGUGUACGGUACGUGCUGACGGGCGACGGAGCUUCAUCCAUCUUCACUAUCGAUGAGCGAACGGGUGAUAUUCAUGCCAGGAAGCGUCUGGACCGCGAGCAGCAGGGAUUCUACCGGCUGCGGGUUCGAGCGGAGCACAGACAGACCCGCAUCCUGCUGGAGGAUGAGAGCGAGCUUAUAGUGAAGGUGCAGGACAUCAAUGACAACCAGCCACGGUUUCUGGAGGAGGUGUACAGUGCAGCGGUGCAGGAGAACUCUCCGCCUGGUACUCUGGUGGUUCAGGUUUCAGCAACAGAUGCAGAUGAUCCCACUUAUGGCAACAGCGCCAGGAUCGUCUACAGCAUCACACAUGGACAGCCGUACUUCUCUGUGGAGCCCAGGACUGGCAUCAUACGGACAGCUUUACCCAACAUGGACAGAGAGCUGCGGGACCAGUAUGUGCUGGUCAUUCAGGCAAGGGAUAUGGAGGGUCAGAUGGGCGGCCUGUCCGGAUCCACCUCAGUGAUUGUCACACUCACUGACGUCAAUGAUAACCCUCCACACUUUACUCACAAGUGGUACGAGUUCUCUGUGCUGGAGUCAGCAUCUGUGCUGUCAGCGGUGGCCAAACUGAAGGCUGCAGAUGCUGAUAUUGGCUCUAAUGCAGAGCUGGACUACAGUAUAGUAGACGGAGACGCAGCCGGAGCUUUCAGUAUCAGCACUGAUGAAGAGACACAAGAGGCAGUUAUUAUUCUACAGCAGGCUUUGGACUAUGAAACUAAAAGCACUUUUUCUCUGAAGAUUGAAGCCACGAAUCGAAACAUUGACCCUCAGUUUUUGACCUUUGACCCCUUCAGUGAUACGGUGACUGUAAAGAUUGUUGUAGAAGAUGUAAAUGAGCCGCCAUUGUUCUCUACACUCAUCAGUCACUUUCAGGUUUCUGAGGCAGUGAAGGUUGGCACCGUCAUCGGUACAGUUUCAGCCCACGACCCAGACUCCUCCAGCUCUGCCAUUGGAUACUCUAUAGACCGUAACACAGAUCUGGAGCGCUUCUUUGAUGUGGACGUGGUGUCUGGAGUUGUCAGCACAGCCAAACCGCUGGACAGAGAAGCAGAAUCACUGCACAACAUCACCAUAAUCGCCUCGGAGAACUUGUAUCCAUCUCAGGUUAGCUGGGGAUUGGCUGUGAUCUCCGUGUUGGACAUUAAUGAUAACGCUCCAGAGUUUGCCAUGCAGUACGAGAUGCUCUUAUGUGAGAAUGCUGCACCUGCACAGGUUAUUCAGACGAUCAGUGCUGUGGAUAAAGAUGAUCCUCCUGGCGGCCAUCGCUUCUGUUUCUCUCUGGACUUCUCUGCUGCCAAUAAUAACAACUUCACCCUGCGAGAUAAUAAAGAUAACACGGCUUCAGUGUUGACUCGGCGCUCUGGUUUCCGGCGGGUGGAUCAGCCGCUGUACCUGCUGCCAGUGCUGAUGGUGGACAGUGGCCAUCCGGCACUGAGCAGCACACACACUCUGUCUGUGCACGUGUGCGAGUGUGAUGAGGACGGGUUUGCUCAGGUAUGUGGGGCUGCGCCAUCCUCCAACACACCGCUUCAUCUACACCUCUGCUACACCUUUAUCCUGACCUGCAGCCUCACACUGCUAGCGGUGAUGCUGUGGAGGAUGCUGAACAGAAGGAAAGCUCCUCAUCUGGAGGACAAGCGCAGCACCAGGGAGAAUACAGUCCAGUACGAUGAUGAAGGCGGUGGUGAAGAGGACACAGAAGCGUUUGAUAUGGCUGCUCUGCGAAAUCUCACUGUCAAACAGGACACAGAGCUUCAGGAAGAAACAGCGCCGGUGUAUCCCGCUUCAUUCUUCAAGACCCUUCCAGACACAGUUUUCCAGCAGUGUUUGUGCAGCCGGCUGGCGGUGGUGGACUCGGACCCCUCUGCACCACCGUGGGACUCUCUGCAGUCGUAUAUGUUUGAGGGCUGCGGGUCGCUGGCGGAGUCUCUGAGCUCGCUGGACUCGACCUGCUCAGACUCACAGCAGAGUUCAGGAGAUCUGCAGCGCUUCAGGACACUGGCAGAGCUGUACAGAGACCCCGAGCACAGCGGCAGAUCCUCUGAGCUGUAA
This is a messenger RNA of Danio aesculapii, 2331 nucleotides long. Its product is annotated as cadherin-7. The transcript is spliced from 11 exons. Gene Ontology annotation, molecular function: calcium ion binding; cadherin binding. Gene Ontology annotation, biological process: homophilic cell-cell adhesion; multicellular organism development; adherens junction organization. The record is from RefSeq and is a predicted model, not a curated record. Lineage: Eukaryota; Metazoa; Chordata; Actinopteri; Cypriniformes; Danionidae. Gene Ontology annotation, cellular component: catenin complex; plasma membrane; adherens junction. The coding region runs from base 1 to 2331 and encodes 776 amino acids.